AUGGAGGCUCUUCCAAAUGGGCAGCGAUGGCUCUUAAACCGCGUGCUAAAAACCGAGUGGCUUCAGGAGGAAUUUCUUGAUAUCCAGCAACCUGGCUAUCAGGUCCAGUGGAAGAUUCCUACAUUCUUAGAACUGCUCCUGCUGCUGUGUCAUAUUACCGGGGGCCAGCCCGCGCGAGGGACAGAGAUAUUGAGUCUGCGUCACCGCAAUACGGUCCAUAGGCGACAUCGCAGUAUCUUUAUUGAGCAGGGAUUGGUCAGCACAGUAACCAGUUAUCACAAGGGCUAUCAUGUCACUGGAUCGACCAAGAUUAUCCAUCGAUAUCUGCCACAGCCAGUGAGUGAGAUGAUGAUCUACUACCUCUGGUUGAUCCUUCCCUUCUGCGAAAAGCUGGAGAUCCUUGCCUUUGGGAAGACAGAGGCGCCCUCCCCCUUUCUCUGGCCCAAGGCUCAUCAAGGGGAAGACAGCAGCUACCUCAGCAAGAUUCUGGAACGAGAGGCGCGGCAGCAUCUCCAAACCAAAUGGAACAUCACCUACUAUCGGCACGCAGCGAUUGCGAUCUCUCGCGCCCAUCUCCUCAGCGGUGGUUUUAAGCGGGAUUAUGGGGUCAACGAGAAGACAGCAGGCACAAUCUACGCGCGAGCUUGGGCCGCGAAAGUGACUGUUGGUGGAGAGGAUGAAUCUAGAAUCAUCCACCCAGAAGAGACGAUAUGUAUGAGUAGGAUUGGAUCAAGUGCAUCAGGACUCUCAAAACCAAUUUUCCAUUUCGUACAUAUAUCCUUGACGGAUCAUGUCCCGGAUUAUAUUGCGACCGGUUAUAUAUCUUAA
Messenger RNA from Talaromyces stipitatus ATCC 10500, 828 nucleotides. RefSeq lists its product as uncharacterized. The coding region runs from base 1 to 828 and encodes 275 amino acids. Lineage: Eukaryota; Fungi; Ascomycota; Eurotiomycetes; Eurotiales; Trichocomaceae. The transcript has 5 exons. The record is from RefSeq and is a predicted model, not a curated record.